AUGCUCAGGAGAUGGUCAGGAUAUCAUGCGGCGAUGGCUGCGGAGAAGAAUGAUUUUGUAGAAUCUACAAGAUCUGAAGUUCCCCCUGCAAUACAGCCGAUAAAUAGCCCUUUAACGCUGGUUCAGCGAGGAACUUAUUCCCCAUCUAACCGCGGACUCGACGACAUGGAAGAUAUAACGCCUCCUCUGGCUCCGGGGUUUGAAGACCUCAAUGCCCCCCUCGCACAAAAGGCGGAUAUAUCUCUCCAUCGGAGUGCAAUAGAAAUACUGCAGAUGUGGUACGAAUCUUCACGUACGUCACUGAUAGUUUUAUUCUUGUUUUCCUCCCGUUCAUACUACAAGUUCACGUGGGAUAACGUGUUGCAGCUGCGUUCGACGAUAAAUCUUUUCUCUAAAGAUCAUAACUUUAUGACGCUACAUGAGAACAUUGUACGAACUGUGAACAAUGGCCCAGAACACAUCAACGAGCACGCCACAUACCUUAGAGAAGCAUGCCAUCAAUUGCAGGCCGUGGACAAAGGCAGGCAGAAUCAAGUACCAUGGAAUAUAGUACAGCAAUACAUCGCAUCCACCAUCGCGCUCGCGGGCAAGGUGCUCCGGCAGCCCCCAAUGAGCGACAUCCUCCACCACGUCCAGGAUGCUGUUAAGUGCACGCAGAACAUCCAGAGAGACGUAUCAAUCAUCAAAAACUCCUGGUGGCCGAACAGCUGCAACAUGGGCGCAGCCCAAAGCGCGCGUACCACUAAGACACAGUCAACAGUCACGGCAUAUAAGGACCGAGCAGUAACAGUCAGACUCAAGGAUCAUGGAAUCGCCCAGCGUUUUCGGACGCUUCCCGCAAUCAAGAUUAAACAGCAAGUCGAGACCUCGAUCAAGAACCACGCGGUUACCAAAUCAGUGGAGGUGGUCGCCGCCCAUCAACUCAAAAGCGGCGAUAUACAGAUCUUCACCUCUUCUACGGCAGAGGCCGUUAAGCUCAAACAGAACAGAGAAUGGGUAAGUGGACUUGGGGAACAUGCGGAACUCAUCGUGCCUACCUACGGAGUCAUCACCCACGGCAUUUCUACAAGCACUAUCAACAUCAAGGACCAGAAAGCGACCAUCCAGCAAAUACUCGCAGACAACUACACAGUCAUCCCCAAGGCAGAGAUCUCAUAUGUGGGAUGGCUAACCCGAGAAUCCCCUCUCAAACGCGCAUCCUCAAUCGUGGUGGAGUUCACGGAUCCAGAAAUGGCCAACGCCAUCAUCUACGCAGGGAUGGCGUGGGACGGACAGAUACAUACAUGUCAACUCUAUGAUCGCGCCUGCAGAGUCAAGCAAUGCUGCCGCUGCCACAAUUACGGUCACAUCGGCACUCAAUGCGAUGCAGCCCAAACAUGUGGCUGUUGCGCCGAGCUACACGAGACCAGGAACUGCACGCAGAAGGGAGUGGAGGGCUUCACUCCCAGUUGCCCAGUCUGCAAAGGUGCCCACACAGCAUGGAGCAACGCCUGCCCAGCAAGGAGGAAAGAAUUGGGAAGAGUUGAGCAAGCAAAGCAGGUUCGAAACACCUACUGGCAGGUGGCCCCCAAAGACGAACCCCCUGAGAACAGCAACCCGCGGAAGAGACCACGCCACGCACGUAGUCCCACCCCCAACGAAAUCAUCACAAUAGUGAGCCCUAGAGAAGAACCCUCGGACCAUACAGUCCCCACCCGAGAGCCUCCACAGGCACAAGAAGACCGAGCAGCACCAGCACCACAACAGGAACCACAGCAACCGGCGAUCGACCCACAGUUACUGGCGACGGGACAACCCCAGGAGACCGGCCCGGCGGCAGGUGACACCCCAAACAUGGAGACACGUGUUUGA
Paracoccidioides lutzii Pb01 is the source of this 1851-nucleotide messenger RNA. RefSeq lists its product as hypothetical. The transcript has 3 exons. Bases 1 to 1851 code for a protein of 616 amino acids. The record is from RefSeq and is a predicted model, not a curated record.